This is a messenger RNA of Anopheles nili, 2652 nucleotides long. RefSeq names its product germinal center kinase 1 (gene GckIII). The record is from RefSeq and is a predicted model, not a curated record. The transcript has 9 exons. Bases 1 to 2652 code for a protein of 883 amino acids. Lineage: Eukaryota; Metazoa; Arthropoda; Insecta; Diptera; Culicidae. Gene Ontology annotation, biological process: protein phosphorylation. Gene Ontology annotation, molecular function: ATP binding; protein kinase activity.
AUGAAGCGCGACGAGGAGCGAGCGCGCAAGAUGUGGAGAGACAUCGGCGUGGCAGCGAUGCAGCAUGGUCCCAAUUCUCUCCAUCAUCAUCAACCUCCAACCAUGUACGGUGGUUCUGCAGGAGUUCCUGGCAAUGGUUCGACCGCCACGUUACCCAACAACCCACAUUGGAAUCAACCGGGAUACCGGAACUCGUACAGUUUGCCCCAUCCGAGCUCACAAAAUGGCGUCGGUGAGCGAAAUGGCGGCAGUCGGGGUGUUGAUGGAGGCCCAAAUCGCUAUCAACACUACGACGUGAAGCCUCUUUCACAGGCUCCAUCCUUUCCGGAGAUCUCGAGUGCCAACUACAACGGCAAUGGGUACCAUCAUGCGCACCAGCAUGGGCAUCAUCAUCAACAGCAUCAUCAUCAUUUGCAGCAAUCGCAGCACCAUCAAGUGGCGGGUCAUCACGGACAUAAGCCUCCGAGACCGUUGUCGAUGUACGAGCUAAGCAAUGGGCAUCACAAUGGUGGCAGCAGUAGUCCACAGUUGCACUCGCUGCCACCGAACUUUGUGCCACAUCAAACCCGCAACGGUAAUGGACGAUCGCCACCGCCAUUGUCGAUGCAUGCGCCUGGUGGAAAUCAUCAGCAGCAUGGUGUGGGUCCACGAUCGCCGGUAGGUCACGGCGUUGAAGGUGUUGGUGGAGGUCGUGCGUUGUUACAGCAACCGGAAGAACUGAAAGUCGACCCGGAGCUUAUCUUCACAAAGCAGGAACGAAUCGGUAAAGGAUCCUUUGGUGAAGUAUUUAAAGGUGUUGACAACCGAACACAGCAGGUGGUUGCAAUUAAGAUCAUCGAUCUCGAAGAAGCGGAAGAUGAAAUCGAGGAUAUUCAGCAGGAAAUCAUGGUGCUAUCACAGUGUGAUUCACCGUUUGUCACCAAGUACUUCGGUUCAUACUUGAAGGGCACUAAGCUAUGGAUCAUCAUGGAGUACCUCGGAGGCGGGUCCGCCCUAGACCUCAUGAAAGCGGGCCUCUUCGAGGAGAUGCACAUCGCCAUCAUUUUGCGCGAGGUGCUCAAGGGUCUGGACUACCUGCACUCCGAGCGCAAGCUGCACCGAGACAUCAAGGCGGCGAACGUGUUGCUGAGCGAGCUAGGUGACGUCAAGCUGGCCGAUUUCGGUGUCGCAGGCCAGCUCACGAAUACCACGAGCAAGCGGAACACAUUCGUCGGAACACCGUUCUGGAUGGCACCGGAAGUAAUCAAGCAGUCCAUGUACGACUCCAAAGCCGACAUUUGGUCGUUAGGUAUUACCGCAAUCGAGCUGGCAAAGGGUGAACCGCCCAAUUCCGAGCUGCACCCGAUGCGGGUGCUGUUUCUCAUUCCGAAGAACAAUCCACCUCAGCUGACCGGUAGCUACACGAAGCCAUUUAAAGAUUUUGUCGAAGCGUGCCUAAACAAAGAUCCUGAAAAUAGACCAACCGCGAAGGAGCUGCUUAAAUUCCCGUUCAUUAAGAAGGCGAAGAAAAAUUCAUACCUGAUCGAUUUGAUCGAUCGAUACAAGAAAUGGAAGUCUCAGAAGGGCGAAGAGAGCGAAACGGAGUCGGAAAAUUCAGACUCUGAGGAUUCGAAGCAGGAUAGUGAUCUAGAUGAACCGUGGAUUAUGACGGUGAAGGGAAUGAAUUUUAACAACUUUAAUAAAAAUGUGAUGGAAGACCCGCUAGGAUCGCCGGUGAAACACAACGGCACCAGCAACGUCGGUGGAGUCAGCUCGAACCGGGAUAGGGAUUACAAUUUGAACCAACACAAAACGAGUCAGCCACGAACGUCCUCAUCGCCAUCGCAUCAGUCCUCGUCGACGCUGAUUGCAGCCAACAAUGCCACCAACAACAGCAACACCAGCCCAAUGAUAGUGGAUUCGCGGAAGGAGCGCGACCUGCAAAAUCAAAUCUCCGCCAUGCAGCUGCAAAAGGAAAAGGAAGCGAGCUUAGAACGGCAGCAGCGCGAGCACCGGCUGGAGCGUGAAGCGGAAUGGGAAAAGGAUCGCGAAAAGGAGCGAGAACGCGAGCGCGAUCGCGAACGGGAACGAGACCGGGAGCGGGAACGCGAUCGCGAACGAGAACGGGAACGGGAGCGGGAUCGCGAAAGGGAUCGAGAUCACCGCGAACGGAUAGAGCGUGACCACCGGGAAAAGGAUCGUGAUAACAAGGAGCGCAAAAUUAUCGCCUCCGACAGUUUGGGCGGAUCGGGCAGCGAACACGAGAAACGCAGCAGCAGUUUGCGACGCGAACGGGACUCUCCGAGCCACAACAACACCAACGGCAACCCGCGUACCAACAGUAUUACGAGUGUAAAUAAUAACUCCAGUAAAAGCUCGAGUCGAUCCUCGUCGACGGUGGCAAGUACGGCGAGCAGCGGUUGUCUUAAGGCGAUCAUCUUCCCCCUGCUAUCUGAGAUGCAGAGAAAUUACAACAGCGGCUCAGACAUGGGAGACCUGCGGCUAGCCUUCGAAAGCGCCGAACGGAGUAGUCCGGGUGUGAGUGAUCUGUUCGUGAAGGAAAUCAUCCACAAGCUCGUCCCCGGUUUCUCCGAGACGCGAAUCAAUACGCUUAUAGAUAAAGUGACACGCCGAGCUUCCGGUAACUCCUCCAAGAUGACUGUCCUAUACUAG